This is a messenger RNA of Charadrius vociferus (killdeer), 2416 nucleotides long. It is a transcript of the gene PCSK7, whose product is annotated as proprotein convertase subtilisin/kexin type 7. Gene Ontology annotation, biological process: protein processing. Gene Ontology annotation, cellular component: Golgi membrane; trans-Golgi network. Gene Ontology annotation, molecular function: serine-type endopeptidase activity. The transcript is spliced from 15 exons. The coding region runs from base 8 to 2416 and encodes 802 amino acids. The record is from RefSeq and is a predicted model, not a curated record. NCBI's taxonomy places the organism in Eukaryota, Metazoa, Chordata, Aves, Charadriiformes, Charadriidae.
CUGUCUGAUGCCGCAUUGGAAGUGGAGGGUGCCGCUAUGGAGCGCAGGGAUGGAGGCCACACUCUGUAUCCACACGUGCCUUUGGCUGAGUGCUGCCUGGAUCCCCCUUGCGUUAUCAGACGGACUGGCGGGCGAUGGGGAGUGUGCUCCCGGCACUGACACCCGGCAUGGCAAGCUGACGUGGGCUGUCAGCUUGGACGUGCCUGAGGAGGAGCUGGAGCAGCAGGCGGAGGAGCUGGCCCGGACUGCGGGGCUGGUGAAUAUGGGCCGCGUUGGGGAGCUCAAGGGCCAUUACCUCUUCACCUACCAGCCCGACGGCCAAGCGGCAAGCGAACCUGAAGCAAUAAGGAGGUCGGUGGACACUUUGUUUGCACAGCAUGACAGUGUGCGGUGGCACUCGGAACAGAAGCUUCUGAAGCGUUCCAAACGCAGCCUGCACUUUAACGAUCCCAAAUACCCCCAGCAGUGGCAUCUGAACAACCGCAAGAGCCCUGGGAAGGACAUCAAUGUCACAGGUGUCUGGGAGCAGAACGUGACGGGGCGUGGUGUGACGGUGGUGGUGGUGGACGACGGCGUGGAGCACACCAUCAAAGACAUACAGCCAAAUUACAGCCCAGAAGGCAGCUAUGACUUGAACUCCAAUGACCCCGACCCUAUGCCUCACCCCGACGAGGAGAAUGGCAACCACCAUGGGACCCGCUGUGCCGGGGAGAUUGCUGCCGUGCCAAACAACAGCUUCUGCACAGUGGGAGUUGCCUACGGGAGCCGCAUCGCAGGCAUCCGAGUCCUGGAUGGGCCCCUCACCGACAGCAUGGAGGCCAUCGCCUUCAACAAGCACUAUCAGAUCAAUGACAUCUACAGCUGCAGCUGGGGUCCAGAUGACGAUGGGAAGACCGUGGAUGGCCCCCAUCAACUGGGAAAGGCCGCCCUGCAGCACGGCGUGAUAGCGGGUCGCAGGGGCUUUGGGAGCAUUUUCGUCGUGGCCAGUGGCAAUGGUGGGCAACACAGCGACAACUGCAACUACGAUGGCUAUGCCAACUCCAUCUAUACUGUCACAAUAGGCGCAGUGGAUGAGACGGGCUCCAUGCCGUUCUAUGCUGAGGAAUGUGCCUCCAUGCUAGCAGUGACCUUCAGUGGCGGGGACAAGAUGAUGAGGAGCAUUGUGACGACAGACUGGGAUUUGCAGAAAGGCACGGGCUGCACAGAGGGCCACACGGGGACGUCAGCUGCCGCUCCCCUUGCAGCCGGGAUGAUCGCGCUGAUGCUGCAGGUGCGGCCGUGCCUCACCUGGCGAGACGUCCAGCACAUCAUCGUCUUCACUGCCACCAAGUACGAGGAUCGUCACGCGAAGUGGGAUAUCAACCGGGCCGGCUUCAGCCACAGCCAUCAGCACGGCUUCGGCUUGCUGAAUGCCUGGAGGCUGGUGAACGCUGCCAAGAUCUGGGAGUCUGUCCCGUACCUCGCCUCAUACGUGAGCCCUGCACUGAAGGAGGGCAGGAGCAUCCCGUUACUCCCGCAGGAGCUGGAGGUCGCCUGGAACGUCACCACCGCCGACCUGGAGCUCUCCGGCAUGAGAACCCUGGAGCACGUGGCAGUCACUGUCACCAUAACCCACCCCCGCCGUGGCAACCUGGAAAUCAGGCUCUUCUGCCCCAGUGGCAUGAUGUCCCUGAUAGGGACCACCAGGAGCAUGGACUCGGACCCUAAUGGCUUUGCAGACUGGACCUUCUCCACGGUGCGGUGCUGGGGCGAGGAAGCACGGGGCACGUACAGGCUGGUCAUCAGGGACAUCGGAGAUGAGAGCCUGAGGCCUGGGACCUUGAAGCAGUGGCAGCUGACCCUGUACGGCUCCUCCUGGUCCCCAGCAGAGAUGAAGGAGCGGCAGAGGCUGCUGGAGGAAGCCAUGAGCGGGCAGUACCUGAGCAGCAACUUCUCCCUGCCCUGCCCGCCGGGGCUGGAGAUCCCCGAGGAGCAGCGCUACACAAUCACGGCCAACACCCUCAAGACCCUCCUGCUGUUGGGGUGCUUUGCCGUGUUCUGGACUUUCUACUACAUGCUGGAGGUUUGCCUGACCAGGAACAACGUGGGGCUUGACCUGAGCUGCAACGCCUCCGCCGCCUGCAAAUGGUACCAGCAGGGAGGGAAGCACAGAGCCCUGGAGAGCGGCCUGGAGAUGGAGUCUGUGCCGCUCUAUCGGGAGAAGGACACUGACGACGUCGAGAUGGAGUGUGAGCACCCAGAGCCUGCCCAGGAGGACGAGGGGGAGGAGGGGCCCUGGACCCCCCCCCACCCCAAGCUUCCCAGCAGCAGCAGAGCCACGAGCUUCCACGAGGCAGCCCCCGCCGGAGCAGGGUACCUUGGCCGGGAGGCGACGGCCGAGCUCCUCUCGGAGGACAGGGAGCACCAGCCGUGCUAG